Molecule: messenger RNA, 607 nt
Organism: Ostrinia furnacalis (Asian corn borer)
Lineage: Eukaryota; Metazoa; Arthropoda; Insecta; Lepidoptera; Crambidae
Gene: AP-2sigma
Product: adaptor protein complex 2, sigma subunit
Exons: 4
Coding region: 81-509 (142 amino acids)
Biological process (GO): intracellular protein transport; clathrin-dependent endocytosis
Cellular component (GO): membrane coat; AP-2 adaptor complex
Molecular function (GO): clathrin-cargo adaptor activity
Source: RefSeq, a predicted model, not a curated record
UCAUCACUGUCAAACUGCAAGGAAGGAGGCGUCAACGAAACCGAUUUUCUCCUUUUUUCACGUAUAAAUUGAAUACUACAAUGAUUCGUUUCAUUUUAAUCCAAAACCGUGCGGGGAAGACUCGGUUGGCGAAGUGGUACAUGAAUUUCGAUGAUGAUGAGAAACAGAAGCUUAUCGAGGAAGUUCACGCCGUUGUGACUGUUCGUGAUGCUAAGCACACCAAUUUCGUUGAGUUUCGAAAUUUCAAAAUCGUAUACCGCCGAUACGCGGGGCUGUACUUUUGCAUCUGCGUGGACGUAAACGACAACAACUUGUGCUAUCUGGAGGCGAUCCACAACUUCGUCGAGGUGCUCAAUGAAUACUUCCACAAUGUAUGCGAGUUGGACUUGGUUUUCAACUUCUACAAGGUAUACACAGUGGUUGAUGAAAUGUUCCUGGCUGGCGAGAUAAGGGAGACCUCACAAACUAAAGUCCUGAAGCAGCUCCUCAUGUUGAACUCGCUGGAGUAAACACAGACAAACGGAAUGCAACCUGGUUCUAAUGUAGGGGAUCUUUUGCGUUGGAUAGACAAUACUCAUGGAUUACUAAUGUUUGGCCAAAAAACGUU